Aphidius gifuensis is the source of this 2318-nucleotide messenger RNA. RefSeq names its product polyribonucleotide nucleotidyltransferase 1, mitochondrial (gene PNPase). Gene Ontology annotation, molecular function: 3'-5'-RNA exonuclease activity; polyribonucleotide nucleotidyltransferase activity; RNA binding. The record is from RefSeq and is a predicted model, not a curated record. Gene Ontology annotation, biological process: mitochondrial mRNA catabolic process; mitochondrial RNA 3'-end processing. The coding region runs from base 15 to 2288 and encodes 757 amino acids. The transcript is spliced from 2 exons. Gene Ontology annotation, cellular component: mitochondrion; cytosol. NCBI's taxonomy places the organism in Eukaryota, Metazoa, Arthropoda, Insecta, Hymenoptera, Braconidae.
UUUAAAUUCUCAACAUGCCGGGUCUACAAAAUUUGAGGUUACUCCGUAACAAUAAACAAUUGUUAUUAAUUAAAAAUAACAACAAUAAGUGUAUCAAUAUAAAAAGAUUAUAUGCAAAUAAAUGGGACAUGCCAGAAGCAGAAGUGACAUUGUCAAAUGGAAAAAAACUAAUGACACUGGCAACUGGCAAAAUAGUUGAAUUCGCUGAUGGAAGCGGUUUUGUAAAGAUGGGAAACACUCGCGUGUUAUCCACGUGUGUUAGCAAAAGUCACACAUCAACAUCAAGUGGUUUUUUACCAUUAACAGUUGAUUAUCAACAAGAAUUACGUCACAUUGUUAAAAGACCAACAAAUCGUUAUCAAGAAACAUUAACAAGUCGUUAUAUUGACAGAUCAGUACGUCCAUUAUUUCCAUCUGAUUAUUUAUAUGAUAUACAAUUGAGUUCACAUCCAAUAGCUAAAGAUGGAAUAAAUGAUCCAGAUGUAUUGGCAAUAAAUGCAGCAUCAUUAGCACUUGCAACAUCAGAUAUACCAUGGAAUGGACCAGUUGCUGCUGUUAGAGUUGGUCUUAUUGAUAAUGAAGUUGUUAUUAUGCCAACAAGACAUGAAAGAGAAAAAAGUAAUUUAGAAUUAAUUGUUACUGCUGUUAAUAAUAAUAAUCUUGUUAUGCUUGAUGGUUAUGCUGAUAAAGUAUUAAUACAAGAUGUUAAAAAAGCUAUUAAACAAGGUGUCAAAGAAUGCCAAUUAAUAAUACAAGGUAUUAAAAAAUUAAGUAAAGAUUAUGGUAAAAUAAAAAGAGAAUAUGAACCAGUUAUUAAAGUAACUGAUGAAUUAAAAGAUACAAUUAAAUCAAUUGCUGAAAUUAAAUUACGUGAUAUAUUUAGUGAUUAUAAACAUGAUAAAAUGUCGCGAGAUAAAUCAUUAAAUAAUCUUAGAAAUAAUAUACUUGAAACAAUGAAAAAAAGUGUAUCAGAUCUUGAUUUAUCAGCAGUUGUUGAAACAUUUAAUGUUAUUAGUAAAGAAAUAUUUAGAUCACUUAUAUUUGAAAAUGACAUAAGAUGUGAUGGUAGAAAAUUAACUGAUUUACGUGAUAUUAAAUGUAUUGUUGGUGAGGAUGAAUCACUUCAUGGUUCAGCAUUAUUUCAACGUGGACAAACACGUGUACAUUGUACAGUAACACUUGAUUCACUUGAGACAGCUGCUAAAAUGGAUAGAAUAUCAAUGUUAAAAAGUGGAAUUAAAGAUAAAAAUUUUUAUCUUGAUUAUGUAUUUCCACCAUAUGCAACAAAUGAAAUUGGUAAAUUUGGACCACCUGGUAGACGUGAAAUUGGACAUGGUGCACUUGGUGGUAGAGGUCUAUAUCCAAUUGUUCCUGAUGAUUAUCCAUUUACUGUUGGUAUUAAUAGUGAAGUGUUAUCAUCAAAUGGCUCAUCAUCAAUGGCAACUGUGUGUGGUGGUAGUCUUGCUAUGCUUGAUGCUGGUGUACCAAUAUCAUCACCAGCAUCAGGUGUUGCUAUUGGUGUUGUUACUAAAUACAAUAAUUCAUCACCAGAUAAAAUUGAAGAUUAUAGAAUAUUAACUGAUUUAUUAGGCAUUGAGGAUUAUUUAGGUGAUAUGGAUUUUAAAAUUGCUGGUACAGAUAAAGCAAUAACAUCUUUGCAAGCUGAUAUUAAAAUACCAGGAAUGCCAUUGUCAAUUAUUAUGGAAAGUUUAAAUAGAGCACAUACUGCUAAUAAUAAAAUUAUCAAUAUUAUGAAUGCAGCAUUAUCAAAACCUAGAGUUGGUAAACCAAAUAUGCCAGUUAGUGAAAUUAUUGAAGUUCCAAUUCAUCAAAGAGGCAAGUUUUUAGGUAGUGGUGGAAGAAAUAUUAAUAGAAUUUAUGAAAUAACUGGUGUUACUAUUACAAAUCAAGAUGAAAAUUGUUUUUCUUUAUUUGCACCAAAUGAAACAGCAAUGAAAGAAGCUAAAGAUAUUAUUGAUGAGUUAUUAGUAGAAGAUAAAGUACCAGAAUUUGAAUUUGGUGGUAUUUAUACAGCUAAAAUUGUUGAAAUGCGUGAUAAUGGUGUUAUGCUUACAUUACAUCCAAAUAUGCGUCCAGCAUUUGUUCAUGUAUCACAAUUAGAUACACGUUCAGUUGUUCAUCCAAGUGCUCUUGGUUUUGACGUUGACCAUGAACUUAAAGUCAAAUAUUUUGGACGUGAUCCAACAUCUGGAUUUAUGAGAUUAUCAAGAAAAGCCAUUAUUGCUACUGGUGCUGGACCAGAAAAAAAUUUUCACGAUCAAAAAUAAAUAAUUUUUUAUAGACAUUAUUUAGACAAA